UUUGUAAAUAUAUUUUAGUAAUACCCUUAUAUUGAUACACUUACUAAUAAAUAUAUUCUUUAACUCACUAAUUGUCUCCAAACUUUUAGAUACGGGUUCUGAGUUGACAAUAUUUUGACCAGACUGAAUGUUUCAAAAGUUUAGAAAUAUUUAUCUGGCUUGUAUCAGAGAUGAUCAUAUCUUACCAAGAUGCGGACUAGCUGUAGAGAACGAGAAUUUUCUUCAACCGCUUGUAUAUCACACAAGUCUAGUACUCCCAUGAGAAGAGAAGCCAGUCUAAGCACUCCUACAUUAACUGUAACUGCUUCAGAGCCUAGACACAGGUCCAAGAAACAAGAACCACCAGAGUCUUCAGAAAUUGAUUUUUAUAUAAUCAAACAGAAAUUUCUGGAGGAAUUAGAAUCAAAGACACGACUUGGUUAUUCAAAGAAAACUGUGAGUCCUACUUUAGCACAGUUACGACUUACACCAGGUCGACCUAUUGAAGAAAAACGUAAAAUACUUAUUGAUAAACAUGCUGCUGCCAAACAAAAUUCCAAUAAACUUGCUGUUGGUGGUGGUGUCUCCAUUUGGCCAGAUAUGGCAAAGAUGAGAUUAAACAAGUUUGACCUACUCCAACUGAUAACCCUUUUCAUUAUCCUCAUUUUUGUUGCUGCCUACUUCUUUUUCAAAAUUCAUGGUUAUACAUUUACAAAAUUACAGAUGUUAUCUGAGAAACUAAAUAAUUUUUCCAUCAGUCAUCCAAUUUUAAUAUCUUCUGAUUACAACAAAUUCCACGACAGUGUAGUCUUCUGGCAUGCAGAUUUUCUAAAUUUGUUGGCAGAGAUAACUGAAUCAUUUGAUAUGUCACAUCCCUCUCGGCGUUACCAAAUCUAUAUUUUGUUGUACAUAUGUGGUGUUAUGCUUCUGUUUUAUUACCUCUUUGAAAGUAUUUAUGCUAAAAACAAAUUGUCACCAAACAGAAUCAGACGAUGGGUUUCCAUAUUGGCUGUCAUUAUCUGCUGGACUGCUUUGAUGCUGUUUCUCUUGAAAUCUGCUCAGAACCUAGAGGGCUUGAUUGAAUCGAAUGUCCACUAUUUAAACGAAGUUAUGGGAAUGAUUCUUUCAAAACAACACGAUACAGCAUAUUUCCAGAAUGUUCUGUUUUACUGGCGAACCAGAUGUCUACCCCCAUCCAGCCGAGGCACCCUCAGAAUCUUUGACAUCAUGUCAAUUCGAGAUUUCACAUUUUACCUGCAAUAUUACAGCCUACCCCUGUUUACAGUUUUAGUGUCACCAGUUAUACGUCUUGUUAUGACCCUUUAUUCAAUGUAUAGCGUAACGUGAUUGAUGAAGGAGAUGGCUAACAAAGACUCUAAAGCCAUAAAAUUCUUUUUUAUAUCUGUACAGAGAUAUUUAUGACCUUCAGUGAAACACUGAUUUAAUGGAUUGUUAUUAUACAUGUGUUAUAAGAAGUUUUGAAGUAAAUCUUUUAUUCAAUAAGCUAGGAUAAUUAGUGAGAAUAUACAACAGUAUAAAUGAUAUGAGAUUUAUAAGGAAACAUCAAGUCAAGGAUUAAGAUUUAUCAUAAGAUUAAGUAAAGACUCACAUUUAUCAUAACAUUUGUCACCACUGCACAAGCACCUCUACUUGCUUGCAGGGUAAGUUUGAGAGGCAGCAACUUUCCUGUGGCCUUUUCCCUGGCUACAGUUUCAAGUGAUAUUCCCAGUCUACCUGCACCAGUAACAAAUGGCUCCGGGCUUCGUCCCUGGCACUUGAAGCACCGGCUCAUGAAUGGUCACUGUCGCUCCAUGGCAGUUUUCCCUCCUCAUUCUUUACCGGUUGUUGCACUACGUCACAGGCUUUUGCAGCUACCAACACCACUGCCUUCUGCCUGGUGUUUUGUGUUGACAUGUGGCCUUGAGCAAUGAGCUCGCUCAUCGUCAUUUUCUCACUACCUGGCAGUUGUUGCAGUCACAGUGAUAUGUCGUUGGGAAAGCAAUUUACAAAGACCAGAUGUGCCUCCUUCUCUAGACCCUCUCCAGUAAAAACAGAUAGCAUGACCAGUCUCCGAACCUCAGCAGCACACUCAUCGACCUGUUCCCAGCUUAGCAGAUCCUUUCAAGUUCAGGGCCGUGAGGCCUGCUACAUCAUCGAUGCCUUGUAGCCUGGCCACCACCUUGAUCUUACGGAUCCAGGUGAUUACAUCUCCUUCACCACAGAAAGGUCUGACGGCAUCGCAGCUGAUUCUUAUCUUCAUUGCCAUCUUGUAGAAGGGGACAAUAACAAUGGAAAAAUAUAUUUAUACACGAGAGCCAAAAUAGCUUGUGGUACGAAGGAACUGUGAUAUGAGGAAUAAAAUACAGUUCAACUACCUCUCGUUGGUUGUCCAGCUGUGGUAAGUCCAAACAUGUGCCCUACCCAUCUCACCUAAUGUGAAUAGUCUUUCAGCUUUGUACAUAAAGUUGCAGUGAAGCCACCAAUUCCUAUGUGGUUAAACUGUCUAUUGGUCCAAAAUCAAUCAACUUAGAAACAGAAUUUCUAUAACCUAUGUUGGAUUGUUCAUAUACUGAUGUUGUAUUUCAUUGAGAGACUGAUGUUGGUUCUAACCCAAUGCUGCUACUCUUACAAGGUAAACAAGAUUUCCUUGAAUGAGGAUGAAGACCACAGAACUAGCAUGUUAUUGCAUAAGAAAUAUUUCACUAUUCAAAUUUGUAUUGAUUUACACAAAAAUCAGCUCAGAUUCUCUGGUACUUAAAAGCAUCUGAUGUUCAGAGUUGGGUUUUGUUGCUGUUGGUGUAAUGUUCAUAUUUCAUGUCUCUGAAGAUGAAAAGAUUAGUAACUUUACACUUUGUGGGUCCUGAGGUGGUUUAUUAGGUCAGUGUGAGCGUAAAAUCCAUGGAUACAGUGGUGGGAUGUAAUAGCAGGCGCAGAACCUCAUGGGAAUCAUGCUUUCUGUGCAGCCAGCAUUCAGUCAGGUUUGGCUAUAUGUCUGCACUUGUACAUACAGGACUUGAGAAAGUCUCUCUCUCUCUCUCUAUAUAUAUAUAUAUACACACCAUUCAUCACAUAUCUGAGGAUUCGGAGGGACUUUUAAGCUCUGGCAACGAUCACGCUCGGAUGGUGCUCUUAGCACUCCACUAGCACAGAUGCUAGUCAUCAAAUUUGAUUUUGAUUUCACUUGCCUCAACAGGUCUUCGCAAGCAGUGUUUAGUGUCCCAUGA
This is a messenger RNA of Octopus sinensis (East Asian common octopus), 3203 nucleotides long. RefSeq lists its product as uncharacterized. Lineage: Eukaryota; Metazoa; Mollusca; Cephalopoda; Octopoda; Octopodidae. Bases 190 to 1326 code for a protein of 378 amino acids. The record is from RefSeq and is a predicted model, not a curated record. The transcript has 7 exons.